This is a messenger RNA of Meleagris gallopavo (turkey), 6338 nucleotides long. It is a transcript of the gene FNIP1, whose product is annotated as folliculin interacting protein 1. Gene Ontology annotation, cellular component: cytoplasm. NCBI's taxonomy places the organism in Eukaryota, Metazoa, Chordata, Aves, Galliformes, Phasianidae. Gene Ontology annotation, molecular function: ATPase inhibitor activity; protein-folding chaperone binding. The record is from RefSeq and is a predicted model, not a curated record.
UGCGGCACGGCGUGGAGAGCCCUUUGUUUGAGUUAAAUUCAGCCCUCUCGGUGUGUCACCUGACAGUCUUGUGGCUUCGGAUGAAUAUGGCUCACUGCUAUUAUUAACCUGAGCUGGCAGCCGGGCGCAACGGGAGUUGAUAGGGAUUUGGGAAAGUGGAGCCGCUCGGGGGACAAAGAUGCUUCCCAGCUGGCCUUUGCCGGAGUUCGACCCAAGUCAGAUCCGACUGAUUGUGUAUCAGGACUGCGAGAGAAGAGGACGGAAUGUCUUGUUCGACUCCAGUGCUAAAAGGAAAAUAGAGGAUGUUUCUGUGUCGAAACUCUGCAGCGAUGCUCAGGUGCGAGUGUUUGGGAAAUGUUGCCAGCUGAAGCCUGGAGGAGAUAGCUCUUCUUCUUUGGAUAGUUCAAUCAAUUCAUCCUCCUCAUUCUCCGAUGCAAAAGAGCAAUGUCCAAAAUAUCAGGGCUCUCGGUGCUCCUCAGAUGCCAACAUGCUUGGAGAGAUGAUGUUUGGCUCUGUGGCCAUGAGCUAUAAGGGCUCCACAUUGAAAAUUCACCAGAUCCGCUCACCUCCUCAGCUCAUGCUCAGCAAGGUUUUCACAGCUCGCACUGGAAGCAGCAUCUAUGGAAGUCUGAAUACGUUGCAGGACAGUCUUGAGUUCAUUAAUCAGGACAGCAAUACAUUAAAGCCCGACCACAGUACAAUUAUGAACGGACUUCUUGGGAAUAUAGGUCUUUCACAGCUUUGCAGCCCCAGGCGGGCAUUCUCUGAACAAGGUCCGCUCCGCCUGAUCCGGAGCGCCUCUUUCUUUGCAGUUCACAGCAACCCUAUGGAUAUGCCUGGGAGGGAGCAGAAUGAGGACAGAGACAGCGGUAUAGCAAGAUCUGCAUCUCUUAGCAGCCUGCUCAUCACUCCGUUUCCAUCUCCGGGCUCCUCGUUCAACAAAAGCUGUGCCAGCAGUUACCAGAGGCGUUGGCGGCGCAGCCAGACGACCAGCUUGGAGAACGGGGUCUUCCCUCGAUGGUCCAUGGAUGAAAGCUUCAACUUGUCAGAUGACAGCUCUGGUCCCAGCCCAGGAAUCGUUAGGAAGAAGAAGAUAGCAAUCGGAGUUAUCUUUUCACUCUCAAGAGACGAAGAUGAAAACAACAAGUUUAAUGAAUUCUUCUUCUCACACUUCCCACUUUUUGAAAGUCACAUGAACAAACUCAAGAGUGCAAUAGAACAGGCUAUGAAAAUGAGUCGUAGAUCAGCUGAUGCCAGUCAGCGGAGUUUGGCAUAUAACAGAAUUGUUGAUGCCCUCAAUGAAUUCAGAACGACUAUUUGCAACCUGUACACCAUGCCACGGAUUGGGGAGCCCGUCUGGCUUACCAUGAUGUCAGGGACUCCGGAGAAGAACCAACUGUGCCACCGCUUCAUGAAGGAAUUCACCUUCUUGAUGGAAAAUGCUGCAAAAAAUCAGUUUUUACCAGCUCUCCUGACUGCAGUGCUGACUAACCACCUGGCCUGGGUCCCUACGGUCAUGCCCAAUGGACAGCCACCUAUACGAAUCUUCUUGGAAAAGCAUUCUUCCCAGAGCGUGGACAUGCUGGCCAAAACUCACCCAUACAACCCCCUGUGGGCACAGCUUGGUGACUUGUAUGGGGCUAUUGGAUCACCUGUGAGAUUAGCCAAAACAGUUGUGGUUGGCAAAAGGCACGAUCUGGUACAGAGGCUGCUUUAUUUCCUCACUUACUUCAUCAGAUGCUCAGAACUUCAGGAGACACAUCUGCUAGAAAAUGGGGAAGAUGAAGCCAUAGUCAUGCCUGGAACUGUUAUAACAACCACGCUGGAGAAAGGAGAAGUAGAAGAAUCAGAGUAUGUGCUUGUCACAAUGCACAAGAACAGGGGUAACUUGCUACCAAAGGAGUCUGAGGAAAUGAGAACUCCUAACUGUAGCUGUAAAAACUGCAAAUGCCCAAUUUCUCUUGCACAAAACAUAGAAGAUGUUUCACAGCAAGAGAGAGAAGACGCACAAAACACUCCUAAGGUGGAGCUGGAAACUUCUUCGGAUGAGAGCAGAACUAUUGUUCCUGAUGAUGGUCAGGAAGAUGCUGCUGAUGGUCACCAACUGAGAACCUGCCAGGACACUAAACUAGAGAGCGUGGUGUGCACAGGGUCACCAGAAAAACGUGUGUUGGCAGAAUCUGGUUUGGAAGCAACAGCAAGCAUAUGGAGGAAUGAAGACGUGCUGGAAGCGGGCAGCCAGGCGAUGGGUGCGACGAGGUCACCCGGUAUAGCUGUGGAGAAGAAGCCUCCAGAUAAGCUCUUCUGUGAUGCAUUUCCUUGCAGUGCUGCUGAAGCUCAGACAAAGGUGACUUUCCUCAUCGGAGACUCCAUGUCACCUGACUCAGACAUCGAGCUCAGAAGCCAGGCAGUCGUGGAACAAAUUGCCAGGCACCACAGCCCGCCGGCAGCGGAGGAAGGAGUGUCUGCUGAUCAGAACUGUGAAGCUAAACAAACUGUUGAGGACCAAAAUAGAGACUGUGGGACAGCUGAACCCUUUCCUCAAGUUGCUAGUGAGCAUCAGAGCUGGAAUCCAAAUGCAUACAACGCUGAGAGCAUGAGUCUGUUUGAUGACAAUUUUACUGAGGAUGGCUCGGUUGAAACCCGGACUAUGGAUGAUCUUCCAGGGCAAGCAGCUGCAGAGCUUCUCACUCACAACAGCAGUUUAGAGUUUUCUAAAAAGCUGUGUACAAAGACUAGCAAACCACCUAGCGAAUUCUGUAAAUUUAUGGACUCUGUUCGACAGGAGACCUACAAAAACUGCUUUGCUGAGCAGGACCAAAGAGAGAAAAUCUCUAUUCGUGUCCCCCAUGGGGACAGAGAAAACACAGAGAAAAAGGUGGCCCCGGGAAUUGAUUGGGACAUUCCAAGAAAUGAGAGCUCAGACAGCGCCCUGGGUGACAGUGAAAGCGAGGAUACAGGUCACGAGCUAACCAGACCAAGCAGUAACUACUAUGGAGGAGAGCAAGAAGACUGGGCAGAAGAAUAUGAGAUUCCUUUUCCUGGGUCAAAACUAGUUGAAGUGAACUCUGUCCAGCCCAGUAUUGCCAAUUUUGGACGAUCCUUACUAGGAGGCUACUGCUCAUCUUACGUCCCCGACUUUGUUCUGCAAGGAAUAGGAAGCGAUGAAAAGCUGAGACACUGUUUGGUGUCAGAUCUGUCUCAUGCUGUGCAGCAUCCCGUUCUGGAUGAACCGAUCGCAGAAGCUGUCUGCAUUAUUGCAGACACAGACAAAUGGACAGUGCAGGUGGCCAGCAGCCAGAGGCGGAUGAUUGAUAACAAGCUGGGCAAAGAAGUAUUGGUCUCCAGUCUCGUCUCUAACCUGCUUCAUUCCACUCUUCAGCUUUACAAGCAUAAUCUAUCUCCAAACUUUUGUGUCAUGCACCUGGAGGAUCGGCUGCAGGAGCUCUAUUUCAAAAGCAAGAUGCUGUCUGAAUAUCUCAAGGGCCAGAUGAGAGUUCACGUCAAGGAGCUGGGCGUUGUGCUGGGGAUUGAAUCCAGCGACCUCCCUUUGCUGGCAGCUGUAGCGAGCACUCACUCUCCAUACGUCGCCCAGAUACUGCUCUAAAAUGCCAGAGAGAGCAAAGACGUUUCCUUUUCUUUUUCCCCUUGAAAACAAAGUGGAAGACAACUUGUUCUGGCUGCUUUCUCUUUGCAGCCACUCCCGGAGCCGCAGCAUCUCCAUGUUGGGUGGAUGGUUGGACUGGAUGGUCUCGGAGGCCUUUUCCAACCUCAGCAAUUCUAUGAUAUAUGACUGCACAUUAUGCAAACCAAUGGAGGAUUUUCCUCUCCCACUUGAUCUUUUAUUUAGAAAAAAAAAAAGGAUAAAGAAAGGAAAACAGGAAAAUGAGGAAGCCCAAGUUUUCAGCUGCAGAAAAGUGAAGAUUUUGGCGAAAGCUGAAAAUGUGCAUUUUUAACCAGUUUCUGCCACAAUGACUCACUGUAAUUUAUCCUGGGGAACCCAAGGAAGAACUGCUUUCAGUAAUAUUUGAUGCUAUUGCCAAUUACAAACUUAAAAAGCAAAGGCAGCAGCUCCCCUCAGACCCAGAUCUCUCAUUCUCAAGCUGCGACGAUUUGUAAACAACUUCUACUUUUUCAUGUAAUAGUCGAAUUCUGGAUGCUUCCCUGAGGAAGAACAAAGGGUGGAGGGUUGGUUUGUUUUGUAAAAAGCUCAUUAAUGGCACUCAGCUCCAACAUUUAUUUAUGAUCAUUCUCCUGGGGAGAGGAAACGGUGGGGAUGUAUGGGGACAGGGAGGGGGAGGUAGGAAAGGGCCACCAGGCACCUGCGGGGGGAUUCUCUCUUGACUGGAUGUUGUAACCAGUAUUACAUGUUUAUAAUGUUUAAAUGUUGCUUUGUAUUCAGUAAUGCUUUUUUUUGACAACAUAAUCAAAAUCUUACAAAGGAAAAAAAAAAAGAGAGAGGCUGAAGUUUCCCCACAGGCCCCAGAGCACCACGACUAUUACCUCUGACUUUUGUAUGGUCUGUAAUGGCCUAUGAUGUUCUUGCAACUCCGACUCUUUUUACAGCAGUCAGUCAGCUAUUGAAAUAAUGAGCUGGAAGUCACUGAACCAAAGCAUUGGGAAGAAAGUGAACAGACUAUUACCCUUCAUUGCUCAGGUAACUAAUUGAUAUAUUUUUUAAAACCGUUCUAUAAAAAAUGAACAUUGAUUACACCAUAGUAUAGAAAAACCCAAAUCAUUUUUGGACAGAGUAUCCCCUCGAUGCAGAUGGCUCUAAUCCCUUUUCUACUCACUUGUGUAAUUACCAGCAGGAAAUGUUGUUUAUUUUAUUCUCAGCAUUUCUCCUUGACUCAGCCAUCACUGUUUUGUCAUUGUAUAUACAAUAGUUGUAAGAAUAGCUGAUGGAACCAGUCUGGUGUAAGUAAUGUAAAUAUACAGUGGUAGGUGGAUUAUGUUUUCAAAGGCUCUACUACCUCAGUUUAACUGGACACUUCAUUUAGCCUUUUCUUUGCUUAUUUGUCCUAGCAGCCAAUUAACGUCGCUGAUUUUAGGUUCUGUUUCCACUGAUUACAUUCAGUAUAUUGGGAUUCAUGGAUUACUCACAGAAGUAGGAGGUAUGUGUUCGCUCGGUCACUAAGCUGCAUAAACAGUUCUAUAAAUAUAUCAUUCUGUAAUCAUAUUUUCAAUAGUAUAGCACGCCUUCUAUUGUUGUUUGCAGAGUUAUUUUAAAUACAAUCUAUUAUAAACUUGAAAACAAUAGGAGAGAUCCUUGCCCCACUGCUGUCAAUGUCAAAACUCUCCUUCCUUCCUCUGCUGGGGCCAGGCUUCACCCAGGCUGUUGUUCAGCAGCAUUUAAAGCCUGCAGCUGAGGGCUCCGUUCCAGGGAUGAGCCCUGGAACUCAGGGCAUCCCCUGAGUUUCCAUGUAGGACUGAGCCUACAUGAGUCCGUAACCCCACCUCGGAUCCAGGCAGUGUCACCUGAAGCUCCUUUGUAUAUAAAAUCCAGUGCUGACUGCUGCAGGGAAGAAACUCGUGUUUGUUGUGUGAUCCGAGGAUACAUUUCUCCCGUCCUGUCCAUGUCCUCCCUUCGCCACACAACUGCAUCACAUCUGGCUUCUGGAUGGAGCACACGACGUCGGGGCCCGGUUGUGUCAACACAUUUGCAAUGAGAUGCAGGCUGGAGCUCAGCAGCUGAGCUUUGGCUCUGCGCUCUGACCCAGCACAGCGAGGGGGCACCGAGAUCCCGGCAGCCUCGGGGAUGUGCUCAGAGUGCAAUGCGUGCUCUCCUUUUCCCCAUCUCUCGGUGAACUGUGGGGGUUGGAGGCUCCCAGGUACGAGCAGAGCGCGGUACGUCCACCUGCAACAGUGCAAAAAGGGAACUGUACAGGACUGGAGCACUGGAACUUAAAAUUACGCCACAACUGUUUCAUGUGAAUAGAAAACUAAUGUGUUUGGGUUCUUUUUCUCCACUACUACCGAUCUCCAUUAACAUGUCUUAAUUUUCGGGCUGAAAACUAAGUGUUCUAGGCACGCGGAUUAGCACAUUUCUUUGUGUUGCAGUUGGCAAACACGGGGCUGCUAAGAACAAAAAAUAUUUAAAAGAACGGAUUUUACCCCUUGCCUAUGUUUUCUCUGUUAGUUACUAUAGAUGUUUUAUGACAAUUUUUUUGCUUUCUCUAAAUUAUUUAGAUGGUGGUACUUGUAAAAUGCUGGGUAAAAUGUACAUACUUGUUAUCUCUUCUGUUUUUGUACAUAUUUCUCAAGAUGUGCACUUGUAUUAUAAUAACCAUUCCCGAUUUUAGGGGAAAUUUGUGCAAUAAAAACAGUAUGUCAAUUUA